UCUUGAACUCGCAAGGAUCCUCCUGCCUCAGCCUCCCGGGUGCUGGGACUACAGGCAUGCGCCACCAUACCCAGCCCUAGAACACAGAAAUUCAAAUGGGACAAAAAUUCCACUUGUAGAAUAACAUGAGCAUCUUUCACCCAGUGAGGGUGUUUCUAGAAUCCCUAACCUUCCAGACACAGACCUGGGUGUCCAGGCCUAGGCUCCUCCAUCAGACACUAGUGUCCCAGCCAGGCUCCCUGUCUCUGAGACCCAGGAGUCUAAGACCCCACAUCCUCCUCCCUCUGGCCCUCAGAAGGAAGCCCUCUGCCCCUUUCACCCCAGUUCCAAUGAAUCAGGCUCUGUCUCCUUCAUUCUGCAGACUCCGGCAUGCAGGCCCCCAGCGUGACAAAGCCCCCCAUUGCAUCAUCCCUGCAGCCUGCCCUGGCCACGGUGGAAUUCGGGCUCCUGCCAAAUGGGUCAAAUAUCACGGGUCAGGAGUGGGGAGGGCGCGUGGGCGGGAUGUCUGGGUAUAAACACUGGAGCGCCUGCAUCGGUCCCCAGAGUUUGGGUGUCUGGCAGCUGGAAUCCACGAGCAGGAAGACCCGAGACACCGGCUUCCUGAGCUGCAGUGGAAAUCCACUGUUCCGGAUAAGCCGGACCUGGACCGCACGCGACACCACUGUGCUCCUCCAGCGCCGCAGCCCGGACCGCACCGAGGACACACGCCGCUGAUGGGCUGGGCCGGGGCCAAGCGUGAGCGCCCAGGGCUGUGGGUCCCUGUGCUGGCUGUGCUUCUGAUGGGAGUCUGCCAGGCGCACCCCAUCCCCGACUCCAGCCCCCUCCUCCAGUUUGGGGGCCAGGUCCGGCAGCGGCACCUCUACACAGACGAUGCCCAGGACACUGAAGCGCACCUGGAGAUCAGGCCCGAUGGCUCGGUGCGGGGGGCCGCCCGCCGGAGCCCUGAAAGCCUCCUGGAGCUAAAAGCCUUGAAGCCCGGAGUCAUUCAGAUCCUGGGGGUCAGGACUUCCAGGUUCCUGUGCCAGAGGCCCGAUGGGACCCUGUACGGAUCGCUCCACUUUGACCCCGAGGCCUGCAGCUUCCGGGAGCUGCUGCUCUCUGACGGCUACAACGUCUACCGGUCUGAAGCUCACGGCCUCCCGCUGCGCCUGCUCCCCAGUGACUCCUCAUCCCGGGAUCCAGCACCCCCAGGACCAGCCCGCUUUCUGCCCCUGCCAGGCCUGCCCCCAGCACACCCAGAGCCGCCAGGGAUGCUGCCCCCCGAGCCCCCGGAUGUGGGCUCCUCGGACCCUUUGAGCAUGGUGGGGCCUUUACAGGGCCGAAGCCCCAGCUACGCCUCCUGAAGCCAGGGCUGUUAAUUUAGCCUCUUAUUUAUUGGGGUAUUUAUCUUAUUUAUUUUUCUAUUUUUCUUACUUGGGAUAAUAAAGACUCUGACAGAGGAGGACCUAAGGAGCGUGUGUGAGUGUUGAGGGGAAGGCUGGGCACUGCGCCCUGUGUCCACGUGACCCUGUGACCCCUGCCCCCCAGCCCCACCCCGCCACCACCUGAGGUCCCAGCUUCCCACCGGGCUUCCUUUUUCUACUCCGACAAGGCAUCACCCGGGUUGGCAGGACAAUUCCUGCUCUUUGCUCUUCAACGAAACAAGAUGUUUUCUUGGGUGAAUGGAUAUGGUGUUUGGUUUUGCUGUACUACUGGGAAUAGAAUCCAAGGCCUCUUGUGUGCCAGCCAAGCCCUGUGUGACUAAGCUACAUCCAUAGCCUUUUAUAUGUUUUUAAAUUUUGAGACAGGCUGCCACCUAGUUGCCCAGACUGGCCUCCACCUUGCGAUCUUCCUGUGUCCUAAAGUACCUUGGGUCACAGGCGUGCACCACCAUGCCUAUCCAGCCCCACCCCAUUCUUGUAUUUCCUUGUGGAACUGUUGCUCAGAGGAGCCUCAACAACGGGGAGACAGCCAGGUAUGGUGGCACACACCUAUAAUCCCAGCACUCAGAAGGCUGAGGCAGGAGGUGUGCUGUG
Messenger RNA from Chinchilla lanigera (long-tailed chinchilla), 2015 nucleotides. It is a transcript of the gene Fgf21, whose product is annotated as fibroblast growth factor 21. Gene Ontology annotation, cellular component: cytoplasm; extracellular region. The transcript is spliced from 3 exons. Gene Ontology annotation, biological process: positive regulation of gene expression; regulation of cell migration; positive regulation of cell population proliferation. The record is from RefSeq and is a predicted model, not a curated record. The coding region runs from base 714 to 1343 and encodes 209 amino acids. Gene Ontology annotation, molecular function: growth factor activity; fibroblast growth factor receptor binding. NCBI's taxonomy places the organism in Eukaryota, Metazoa, Chordata, Mammalia, Rodentia, Chinchillidae.